CCUCGGUCUUGGGCGGCGCCUGCGGACGUGAGCGAGCUCAGCUCGCUGUGUGAACUCGUACACACUCUGCGAGCCACACUCUCACCGCAGCACAUUCCCACACUCUCACACUCUCACACUCACGCACACUCUCACCGCAUUCUCGCACUCACACUCACCCCUCGCUCGCUCACCCAACACUCACUCCCAGAAGCCUUAUAAACCCCCCGCUCGCAACAACUUUCACUCCAUCCCAUCAUGGUCAACCGCCCUCGCGCCGGCACCGCGCCCUCGUCCACCCGCCCGCCCACGCUCACGCAGCUCACGCCCCUCGCGCGCUCCCGCUCGCCCUCGCUCUCCGCCCCCCCGAUCCUGACCACUGUUCCUUCUGUCUCUGCCUCUGCCUCUGCCUCCUCUGCCUCUGCCUCUACCUCGACCUCCGGCCACUCCUCGCUUUCGUCGCUGACGCACCCCCUCCCCCCUAUCCUUGCCCCUGCGCCCUUCCCCGCGCCCCACCCCUUCGCCGACUUCUUCGCCGCUGCUCACUCCCCGACCCCCAGUCCUUCGCCCGACCCCAUCCUGUCCGAGCCCAUGCCCUCGCCCGCCACCGCGCCCGCGUACAUCACCGAGCUGCGCCACCGCCUCGUGGACGCGCUCCACGAGGUCCAGCACCUGCUGGGCUCGGUGCGCCGCUCCGAGCUCGACAACGACUACCUCUGCCACCAGGUCACGAAGCUUACGAUCCAGCGUGAGGCGCUGCGCGACGAGCUUGAGGCUCGUGGGCGCGGCGCGGUGGGUGUGAGUACCGAGAGCCAGAGUGCGGGCGGUGCGGUGGGUGUGAGUAGCGAGAGCGAGAGUGGCGGCGGCGCGAUAAGUAUGAGCACCGAGAACGAGAGUGGCGGCGGCGCGGUGAGUACGAACUUCGAGAGCGAGAGUGGCGCGGAGAGUAUCGAGAGCGAGAGCGACGACGGCCCGAGUGACAUGGUCAGCGGUGAGUACGAGAGCGAUAACAAAGUCAAUACCGCCGACGAGGACAACACCUGGGAGGAGGACACUGGUGAGUACGAGGAAGAGGCCGCUUAGUCUCGUAGAGCAGUACGCGCCGUAGAUCAUGUAGCCCGGGUGGUCGAGUGACCCCCGUCGGACUGGGACUCGUAAAUUGUGACAUGAACAGUUUCGUGUGUGGCA
Molecule: messenger RNA, 1167 nt
Organism: Cutaneotrichosporon oleaginosum
Lineage: Eukaryota; Fungi; Basidiomycota; Tremellomycetes; Trichosporonales; Trichosporonaceae
Source: RefSeq, a predicted model, not a curated record